GGGAGCUCAGUGUUGCCCCGCGCGCGGUGUGGGCUAGUUGGUUCUGGCACAUCUACUGCUGGAGGUUACGUGGCCAGCCAAUGUGAAUGUAAAGAAAACGGGAAGCAUGGCUCGAGUCGUUCCUAAACGAAAGAAAACGAAGAGGAAGAGUUUGAUGUAAAACAACCUUAAUAAAGGAUAAAUUCGGAGCGAUGGAUACUUGCUCGAGGUCCUGAAAUGGAAAACAUAUUGAAAGUAAUUUCUGUGUUUAGAGAUGGCGCAUAAGUGAGUCAACCUUUGAAUAUUAUUCUUAAGAUGAGCGACGUCAUUACUGAGAGUGAUAGUCCAAUUGCAAAAGGGUUAUGUCUAUGGAAAAUCAACUGAAUGGAAUUUCCAAUGAAUUUACAAAUCCCCACGGAUUCGAGUCUCGCCAUGAGGUCUAAAACGCGGUGGCAGGCCGGAAAAAACGCGUCGUCAGCAAAAAGCGAAACAGCGGCCUCGUGUCCGGACUCCGUUCGGUCUACCUCAUUUACGUCUCCGGAAGUCUUACAUGCGGUGAACAUUUACCUGAAUUCCCUCAAUUCCUCCCUGAUCCCCAGUGUCUGUUUAUCCUAUGGUUCCCCCUCCCCUUUCUCCUCCCUACUGCUUCCAUGCUUGUCUUCUCCCUACCCCGAAUUCUUCUCUGGAUCAAACGCAGCAGUCAAGGACUCUGAAACGAUUCGCCAUCGGAGCGAAAUGACUCGUGGGGAAACAGCUGCGAAGUGGAUGAUUCCUAGUGAGUUUUCCCCGGCACAAACAAACGAUUCCGAGAGAGAACGAACCGCCAUUCCGUCGGGGACUCGAGCAGCAGCGAUAACGUGUCAUUCCUCGGAGCGAAAGACCGGCCCCAGCUCGAACAGUCCUCCUUCCCCGCCACCUGCCACACCACUCCUAGAUUUCCGCAACAACUUACGGCCGGAGGCAACUCCCCCUGACAAGUGUCAUUCCCUGGGGAAAGGGAUAACGCCCCACGGCAGCGUGCCAUCCGGCAGAGGAGCGGCCCCUCCGAUCCUUCCGCCAUACUCGGCUAGAACCCUCCUCCUCCGCCUCCUCCUCCUCCUCUUCCUCCACGUGGUGGUGGUCUGCCGGUGACUUGAACACACCUGAGAACUCCGUCGGUGAUGGUGGAGGCAACUCCCACAUCCGCCUGGCCACACCCAUACCCUCCCUCCCCGGCCAGCGAUUGAUCUCCUGUAGGCGUGGCGGCAGAAGAACCAUGGAAGUGGUGGCCUUAGAGCGCAGAUCCGAUGCGGUGGGGGAGGAGGCCUCAGGAUGUGGAGUCGGAGAGAGAGAGGGGGGAGGGAGGGAUGGCCGAGAGGGAGAGGGUGGAGGAGGGUGUUGGGGAGGGGCCAAAGUCUCUGAGUGGUGGAGAAGACAGGAAGGAGAAGGAAGGAGAAGAAAACGAAAACCCGGAUGGUUGAGUUUCUCCCUCUGGAUCACUAUGGCUCUCUCCUUGGCCGUCGCCUCGCCUUCGUCAGCCGCACUCGACAACGAGAUCCACGGAAUCCUCGGCACGAAGGCCGAGCCAGAAUUCGGGGAUCCCAUCGAUAAUGUGACGGUAGCAGCGGGUCGAGAAGCCAGGCUCUCUUGUGUCGUCGACAAUCUUGGCAACUUCAGAGUGGGUUGGUUGAAGGUGGAUUCGCAAACCAUACUGAGCCUGCAGAAGCGCGUCGUGACUCACAACACCCGGAUAUCUGUGACACAUGACGAGCACCGCACCUGGAACCUACACAUACGACAAGUGAAGGAAUCCGACAGAGGCUGUUACAUGUGUCAGAUAAAUACGCCCAUUAUGAAGAACAGGGUCGGCUGCAUAGAAGUCCAUGUGCCGCCGGACAUCAUCUACAGCCUGACGUCAUCGGACACGACGGUGAACGAAGGUGACAACGUGAACCUGCGGUGCGUGUCCGAAGGGUACCCGACCCCCGAAAUCAAAUGGAAGCGAGAGGACCAGCGACCCAUCGACAUCAAGUCGUCUAAUUCGCAGAAGGCAUUGGAGAAAGUCACCAGGAAGCAGAUGGGAGCCUAUCUCUGUAUAGCUAGCAACAAGGUCCCUCCUUCUGUCAGCAAACGAAUUAUCGUCAAUGUUAAUUUCUCGCCCGUCGUGAAAGUGGACAACCAGCUGAUCGGGGCGCCCCUGGGCACUGCAGUCACCGUGGAAUGCAAGGUUGAGGCCUUCCCCAAGGCGGUCAACUACUGGGAGAGAGACAACGGGGAGAUGAUGCUCAAUAACAAGAAGUACGAGCUGCUGGAGAUGGUGGACUCUUACCGCGUCACGAUGCAGCUCACCAUCAGGAACUUCACCAGGGAGGACGAAGGCAAAUACAAGUGCAUCUCGACCAACUCUCUCGGGAAGGCAGACACAGGGAUCAGGAUCUACGUCAUCGAAGUUUACACGGCCAAGCCGACGACGGACACCGCCUACAACUCCAUCCAGACGACGACGCAUUCGAAGCUGAGCAACGCCAUCGACACCCGCAAGCGAGAGGGGCAGUCGAAGAUCCGGGAGGGCAUCUCGGGCAUCGACGGGGCGACGGCGUCCCUGGGCAUCGACUUCCCGGACAACAAGCAGAACCGCCAGCGGCAGAUGCAGCGCCUGGACCAGACGGGCGAGGGGCGUGCGAGCAACGGGGUGAGCAUCCUGGGCGGGCCCUUCCAGCAGGGCGACGAAGAGAAUAACCAAGGAGGCAGGAGCAGCGCCUCCUCCGCCUCAGCCACGUCUUCCAUUUCGACUCUCUGGAUGAACAUCUUCCUCCUGAAGGUCCUCGCCGCCUCCUGGGGCAUGAUGGUGCAGUUCGCGCGCGGGGAGGUUUUCUUAUGAGAUGGGUCUCUCUCUCUCUCACUCUCUCUCCCUCUCUCUCUCAUUCCAGCAAACUGGAUUUCACAGACCCGAGGUGUUUUUGUGAUACUAGAACAAAGUCCUCCCCGUGUUAAGGUUUUUUUUUUUUUUUAAGAAAAAGAGAUGAAGUCGUCUCACUUCCUAUUAAUGAUUACAACAUUUGUAUCAAGUCUGUUAGAUGUCAGAGUUAGGCAUUGUUUGAUGAACAGAAAUUCUGGACUCGGUGAUGUGAUCGACAGACACAUACAUGUACAGUCACAUGUAUAUAUAUGUAUAUACAUACGUACAUAUGUUGAUAUAAUGUGGUUGCUUGUAAGUGUAAUAUUAAUAAGCACACAAAGCAUAUGUUUAUUAUGUAUUUAUAUAUAUUGUGCUAUACAUAUACAUAUACAUAUACAU
This is a messenger RNA of Macrobrachium nipponense, 3256 nucleotides long. RefSeq names its product neurotrimin-like. Lineage: Eukaryota; Metazoa; Arthropoda; Malacostraca; Decapoda; Palaemonidae. The transcript has 9 exons. Bases 1235 to 2839 code for a protein of 534 amino acids. The record is from RefSeq and is a predicted model, not a curated record. Gene Ontology annotation, cellular component: neuron projection.